Bufo gargarizans (Asiatic toad) is the source of this 2485-nucleotide messenger RNA. Its product is annotated as cytidine monophosphate-N-acetylneuraminic acid hydroxylase-like. Gene Ontology annotation, molecular function: 2 iron, 2 sulfur cluster binding. The transcript has 16 exons. The coding region runs from base 334 to 2142 and encodes 602 amino acids. Lineage: Eukaryota; Metazoa; Chordata; Amphibia; Anura; Bufonidae. The record is from RefSeq and is a predicted model, not a curated record.
GAGAACUACUAAUAUAAAAGAUAGGUUGUUACAUACAUGCAGCUCUCCCUCCACCACGGAUUCUAUAGAGUGAAAAGACAGGUUGCUUUCCCUAUUUGAAUUGCUGCCACUGUAGCAGCAUGAUCAAGGUGACCUUCCAUGUGGAACCAGGGACUCCCAUCUAUGAAUUUAGACUGCCCAGAUUUGGAUCUUGACUGCACAGAUGUUUACAGCCAACCUUUCGCUUGGUAUACUCUAUUAUUCCUCCAGGAAAUUAGGUUCCUCUAUUAUUCCUCUUAGAAAUUUUCCAAUGAAUAAUCGCAUAUCGUGGCAUCUACAAGGGGCGUGGGACAAAUGGCAAGCAUUCUCCUCCAUAUAAAUCCUAGUGAAGUUGCAAGUCUGAACGAUGGAAUCAACUUCUUCAGGAAUAAGGAAACAGGAAAGAACUUUAUUGUAUUUAAAGAUGGUGAAGUAUUGAGAGCGUGUAAAAAUUUAUGUAAACAUCAAGGUGGAACCUUCAUUAGAGACAUUGAAGACCUGGAUAGCAGAACUGUUCGCUGUACCAAACACAACUGGAAGCUGGAUGUUAGCACCAUGAAAUACGUCAACCCUCCGGAUAGUUUCUGCCAAGAUGAGCUAGAAAUCAAGACUCAUCAGACCAGGCAACAUUUUUCCAGUCUUCAACAGUCCAAUUUUGUCAUUGAAAAGGGUGAAGACGAUGGCAUAUCACUUGUUGAAUUAAAUCCACCAAAUCCCUGGGAUACUGACCCUCAAAUUCCAAAGGAUUUAGAAUUUGGAGAGCUUCAGAUUACCUAUCUCACUCAUGCCUGCAUGGAGUUGAAGCUUGGUGAAACAUACAUGGUUUUUGAUCCCUGGCUGACCGGUCCAGCCUUUGCUCGAGGAUGGUGGCUGCUUCAUGAACCUCCUUCUGAUUGGUUGGAGAGAUUGUGCAGGGCAGAUUUAAUUUAUAUAAGUCACAUGCAUUCUGAUCAUCUUAGUUAUCCAACAUUGAAGAAGCUUUCUGAAAGAAGACCAGAUGUUCCAAUAUUUGUGGGCAAAACUGAACGCCCAGUCUUUUGGUACUUGGAAAAGAGUGGCAUUAAUCUAACAAAUGUCAAUUCUGUUCCUUUUGGACUAUGGCAGCAGGUCAAUGAACAUCUCCGCUUUAUGAUUCUGAUGGAUGGUAUUCACCCUGAAAUAGAUACAUGCAUCAUAGUAGAAUAUAAAGGUCAUAAAAUACUUAAUACAGUAGACUGUACUAGGCCAAAUGGGGGAAAACUCCCCACAGAUGUUGCUGUAAUGAUGAGUGACUUUGCUGGAGGUGCAUCAGGAUUUCCAAUGACAUUCAGUGGCGGAAAGUUUACAGAGGAAUGGAAGUCACAGUUCAUCAAAGCAGAAAGAAAGAAACUGCUAAACUACAAAACUCAGCUGGUAAAGGAUUUGAACCCUCGUAUCUUCUGCCCAUUUGCUGGUUACUUUGUUGAGGCCCACCCAUCAGAUAAAUACAUUAAGGAAACCAACUUGAAGAAUGAUGCUGCAACACUAAAUCAACUUAUUAAUAAAGUAUCAAAUGUCAUUACAUGGACCCCGAAGCCAGGAGACACACUCGAUGUGGGAAGGUUACUGAAAGACCCAGCUGAUAGAGACGGAAUUGUUCAAAUGCCUCCAGGAACAAAAAUCUUUAAAGAGUCUUGGGACUUCGAUACAUACCUAGAUGCCAUGUCCGUUUCAUCUAGAGAUGAGAUCUUCAGCUACCCAUCCUGGGUUAUAGAAUAUUUCACCUGGGCUGGAUUUAAAGGCUAUAAUCUUGUAGUCAGGAUGAUUGAAACUGAUGAUGAUUUUAAUGAUCUAUCUAGAGGAUAUACCUACUUGGUAGAUUUCUCUGACUUAUCUUUCCCUGCUGUAAGACCAAGUCGUGACCAUGCAUAUGAAGAGAUACGAACUCGAGCUACGGUCAUGAGACAUGUAGUAAAGAAUGGACUUCUAUGGGAUGAUUUGUAUAUCGGAUUUCAAACUCGUAUUCAACGGGACCCAGACAUCUACCACCAUCAAUUUUGGAACCAUUUUCAGAUCAAACUGCCAUUGUCACCACCGGACUGGGACGCAUUUUUGAUGAGAGAGAAACAAAAUAGAAAUAAUUCACAGAGCUGCAACAUGAUGUGAACCAUGGGAUCAAGAAUGGCUUACAGGCCACAAACUUACUGUUUUAUGGGAUGUUCAUGGGUAACCUCAGAGGAAUGUCAGAUUAACCUUAAUUAAUAUUUUAAUAAAAAUAAAUGAUUAAUAAGAAGAAACAGAAAAUCAACAAGUAAUCUUAACAUAGAAGAAACAGUUGCCUGCAUUAUGUUUGAACUCAUUUUAUUGUGUAUUUAGAUACAUUUAGACCUCAUUUUAGUACCUUGGGAAAUAACCAAUGCUAUUAUCAACAAAGUGAUCCAUUCAGGACAUAUAUACUGUACAGUCACUUCAACCUUUCAAGAUGCUGAUUAAAUUAGUUCUAAAACUA